Bipolaris zeicola 26-R-13 is the source of this 171-nucleotide messenger RNA. RefSeq lists its product as uncharacterized. The annotation marks the transcript as partial. The record is from RefSeq and is a predicted model, not a curated record. NCBI's taxonomy places the organism in Eukaryota, Fungi, Ascomycota, Dothideomycetes, Pleosporales, Pleosporaceae. The transcript has a single exon.
GGCAGCGUGCGCGGCUUAUCCGUCCUAAUGAUCCUCGAGCAGCUGAUGGAGGCUGUAGACUCCAACGUGCCUUCAAAGCCGUGCGACUACUUUGAUAUGAUUGGCGGGACGAGCACAGGCGGGUUAAUAGCCACUAGGUUAUCAGGAUAUAGGAAGAGUGCUGACGAUUGA